Molecule: messenger RNA, 399 nt
Organism: Lottia gigantea (owl limpet)
Lineage: Eukaryota; Metazoa; Mollusca; Gastropoda; Lottiidae
Exons: 2
Coding region: 1-399 (132 amino acids)
Source: RefSeq, a predicted model, not a curated record
AUGGCAGAAAAAAAUUACAGAUUAGAUCCGAUCUUUCAAUUAUAUGAUCCAAUUUGUUAUUCGUUUAAUAAGAAAAAAGAGGAUUACAUUAUCAUAUCACCAACCGUUGGCUCUAGGUCUCAACUAAAUGAUGGGAUGCGAUUUCGUGUACCACAAACCAAUACAACGUUAGAAAACAAUUUCUUUCCAUCUUUAUUUACUGAAAUGGUUUUGGAAGCUGGUUCAAAUCCCAUAGAAACCAUCAAACACCCUGGGGAAUUUGACACAAUGUUGAAAACAGUUCUAUAUCCCAAAAACUACGAUUCAGUCUCAGGCUGGAUACCCGAUGUUGGCGAUGGAAGUGUUUUAAAAGAACCGGUAAGAAAUCUUGCAAAUGAUGCUGAUUUAACUAGAGUGUGA